Anopheles gambiae (African malaria mosquito) is the source of this 3187-nucleotide messenger RNA. Its product is annotated as LIM/homeobox protein Lhx6. The record is from RefSeq and is a predicted model, not a curated record. Gene Ontology annotation, molecular function: transcription coactivator activity; DNA-binding transcription factor binding. NCBI's taxonomy places the organism in Eukaryota, Metazoa, Arthropoda, Insecta, Diptera, Culicidae. Gene Ontology annotation, biological process: positive regulation of transcription by RNA polymerase II. Gene Ontology annotation, cellular component: nucleus.
AUAUACAAAACUUGUUAUGAAUGGACGAACACGGGUUUGUGAGCUAGAUCAUGAUUGUGUAAAUCAUUACGUUGCAGCACAAAGUCAUAAAUCGGCCAUUGUCAGGAAUGCACAGCACUGAAAAUGUUGCUGUGGAAUCAAUCAACGACCACACAAUCAAUGUACAGCCGAUUCGAACUCACCAUUCCGGCAGCGUGUCAGCAACAACAAUGGGACACACGACAGUCACCUAAUACACCCGCCACUACGAUCCAAUCGUCGGUCUCAGCCACUGCAAACCUGGUUGCCGCGACCGGCUUAGCCAAGGACUGUGCCGGGUGCGGGAAGCGUAUAACCGAGCGCUUUCUAUUGAAAGCACUAGAUAUCUUCUGGCACGAAGAUUGCCUCAAGUGUGGUUGCUGUGAUUGCCGCCUGGGAGAGGUCGGCUCAACAUUGUAUACUAAAGCGAAUCUUAUCCUAUGUAAGCGAGACUACCUUAGACUAUUCGGCACGACUGGAUACUGUGCCGCUUGCAACAAGGUGAUACCGGCAUUCGAAAUGGUAAUGCGUGCCAAAAACAAUGUCUAUCAUCUAGAAUGCUUCGCAUGCCAACAGUGCAAUCAUAGAUUCUGUGUUGGCGAUCGUUUCUAUUUAUGUGAUAAUAAAAUUCUAUGCGAAUAUGACUACGAAGAGCGAUUGGUGUUUGCUAGUAUGGCCUGUAAUCCGUCUAGCUUGGCGCAUAUUCGGAGGCAAGUUAGUAAUUUACAGCCCACUGGAGAAAACCAUCUCGCGAGUGCCGGACGUUUGCCACCAACCAGUAUUAAUCGAUCUCCAUACGUAGCAGAAAAGGCCGGAUUGGUCCAACAACAACAACAGCAGCACCAACAAUCACCAUCUCAACAACAACAACCCUCUGCAACAGUUGCGGUAGCGACUACAUCAUCGGCAACGUCGAUAGCACCAACAACGUGCGAAUCACAUCCAUCCUGCUUACCAGCUACUUCGUCCUCAAUGCAUCAAAUCCAGCCCGGAAGUAGCAAUCUUCAGCAGCAACAUUCCACACAACAGCCGCAACACCCACAGCAGCAGCAGCAGCAACAACAACAACAGCAUCAUCAUCACCAUCCAAGCAACCCGGGUCCACAUCGAGACGAUGGUUCCAGCGGCUAUGGAAGUCCCGAUUCAGAAACGUUCGAAAUGUCCAACAAUCAAUGACGUUUGAUUUCGGGCAUUACCAAAAUGUGCUGAUGAUGCACAAUAGAAUGUUUUUUGUUUGCGACAGUAACGCGGUAACGGAAAAGUUAAGUUUGGUGCAUUUUUACGUUGCAAACUUUUACGUAAUUAUUGGAAGGCGACUCUAUGUACUCAACGUACUGAAAGUUCUAGUCAAAUUAGAUGAGCCAACAGUUUUCAUAGCAGGGAAUACAGCAACUAAAUAAGAGUUUCUCUUGGUUGAAUAUAGGCUCAAUUUCGUUCCUAUGCUUUUCAUUAUAGAUAAAAGGAAUGCAAUCUUCUUUUCUUGCUCCAAUUUAUUAUCUAUAUAAUAUGAUAGCGAACGCCUUAUCACAAUACACUGGCGAAUGGCAGCGUAACGGCGAAAUAAUAGGAAAGCACGGUACCGCAGAUAAUACAAAUCCGGUGGCAUAUAAUAAAUAUCAAAGGUUUAUCAACGGACUUCACAUGUCCAUACGCAAGGAAAUAAUUAAUCGAAAAGACUUUCGCCCUCACUAUCACCAAUAACUCUAUUAAUCUCGGUCUUCCAAAGACUGUCCUGCAUUAUGAAGUACGUGCUGAUUAUGUUUUAAUUUUUUUUGUACCGUUGAAAACUUUCCAGCGGCCCAUUAUUUUAAGUCCCAUUACAUUCCUUAGUUUAUCAUUAUUUUUAUAAAACUAUAUCGACAAAAAGUUCAGUGCAUAGUGAUAACUAUGUCGAAUACUUUACACUGUUAUCGAAAUAUUCAUAUGUAUUAUUUCGCAGUAAUAAAUUGUUGAAUAAAUAGUUUGAAGAACAAACUAUUUCUUUUUCCCACUUUCACGCACGUCAACAUUCCAGAUACGUGUCUCUCCGUUUUUGGCGCAUACGAUCUACGCAGAGAUACCAGAUUAAUGUAGACUUACUUGACAUAAUUAUACACCAUGACGGAAUAGUCAGUGAGUCUAUGCACCCGUAAGGUAGUGCAUGAACGAGAACCAAGCUGCGUCCGGUUUUACAAGAACCAACGCCAGUUUCAUUUCGGCAGACUCUUCAAUAAACCUCUUGGCCGCUCCGUAACGUUGAAAUACAAAAGUGUAAUAACUUUUCCUUCACAAAAUACCGCAGCAUAACUGGAUAGUUGGUUCUGCCUAUGGGAAUAACGUCCGGACGGGAAUCGAACGUCCGCCCGACCUUAUAGAAACUGACGCGUCUAUCUAAUAGAUGUCGCGACCUACUCUAACGACAAAACUGAUCUUCGAUGUUGAUUGUUUUUUCCUCUUUUCUUAACUGCUUUAAUUGUUCGAUCCUAAUCCCAUCAAUUGCACAUUUUGUUCUGCUAUAUUCUCUUUUUAAACAUAUCCCAGAUUCAUAUUUUGUUCCGUGUAUAGUAAUGUAAAAACUGUUAAAUUAUUGUCUAGGUACAGCGGUGUAGUAAAAGUAUUUCAUGCUAUGCUCGUAGUAGCAGAAGUACGGCGCCAAGUAUGUAUUUGUUUUAAGCAACGUCAGUUUACUAUUUGCUUUGAUAAAGGCAAACGAUUAGAAAAUAAAAUGACCAGACUAUGUACAGUUUGCUUGCUUUACACGUAAUUCAAAUCACAACUAAGCGAAGAGCUACUCUAAGAACUAUUUUAGGCAGACUAAUAUAAAAUACUAAAUAAACACAACCUCGGAAACUUGCAGUAGCUGUAGCAGCCCGUAAAUAAAAUUACGAUUUACACAGAACAUGUAAACAUGCUAUGCGGAUAGUCGUGCCAGUAUGUAUUACUAUACGAUGGAAAAGGAAGACACUGUAGCAAUGACAUGUUCCAAGCAUAGGUAAUGUGUAAAAGGUUUUUUUUAACAAAUCGAAUAUUAUAAGAAGAACAUUGCACUCGGAUGUAAAAACAAGUUUGACCUGAGAACUACACCUAACAAUAAUUCGCACACUUAUAUAGUAAUGAAAGCCAAUGUAAAUACGAUUUCAAUAAUAACUGCAAUCUAAAAGUAACAAUAAAAUUGUCAUCUAUGAAGAAA